This is a messenger RNA of Ailuropoda melanoleuca (giant panda), 3008 nucleotides long. RefSeq names its product cactin, spliceosome C complex subunit (gene CACTIN). Gene Ontology annotation, cellular component: cytoplasm; spliceosomal complex. NCBI's taxonomy places the organism in Eukaryota, Metazoa, Chordata, Mammalia, Carnivora, Ursidae. Gene Ontology annotation, biological process: mRNA cis splicing, via spliceosome; negative regulation of innate immune response. The transcript has 10 exons. Gene Ontology annotation, molecular function: protein binding. The record is from RefSeq and is a predicted model, not a curated record. The coding region runs from base 46 to 2304 and encodes 752 amino acids.
AGGCCCCGGAUAUUUGUGUCAGCGCUGCCGCCACGGUCUCAGCUGAUGGGUCGGGAUACACGCUCGCGCUCCCGGUCGGCUGGUCGCAGGGGCCGCAGGCAACGGAGCGGGAGUCGGAGCCGGAGUCGGAGCGGGAGCCAUGGGCGGCGAAACCGCCGGCGCCGGGACGACGAAGUACGGCGCAGGCGGAGGAGGCAGAGCCGAGAGCGCAGGUCGGAUUCGGAGGAAGAAAGGUGGCAGCGGCGAAGGAGGCAGAGCCCAAGCCCCCUGCCACCACGGUGGCGCUCACAGGACCGGUCCUCUCAGUCCGACUCGGAUGAGGAGCGGCAGGAACAGCAGCGGGGCCGGUGGGCCCACCGGCGGCGGACACGCUCUUGGUCUCCGGGCUCCUCGGCAUCCAGCUCGGCCUCCCCAGACCGCUCCCAGAGCCCCCGGGAGGCAGCGGCAGCCCUGAGCCAACAGCAGAGCUUGCAGGAGCGGCUGCGGCUGCGGGAGGAGCGGAAGCAGCAGGAGGAGCUGAUGAAGGCCUUCGAGACCCCCGAAGAGAAGCGGGCGCGGCGGCUGGCCAAGAAGGAGGCCAAGGAGCGGAAGAAGCGGGAGAAGAUGGGCUGGGGGGAGGAGUACAUGGGCUACACCAACACCGACAACCCGUUCGGCGACAACAACCUCUUGGGCACCUUCAUCUGGAACAAGGCCCUGGAAAAGAAGGGGAUCAGCCACCUGGAGGAGAAGGAGCUGAAGGAGCGAAACAAGAGAAUCCAAGAGGACAAUCGGCUGGAGCUGCAGAAGGUGAAGCAGUUGCGGCUGGAGCGGGAGCGGGAGAAGGCCAUGCGGGAGCAGGAGCUGGAGAUGCUGCAGCGGGAGAAGGAGGCGGAGCACUUCAAGACGUGGGAGGAACAGGAGGACAACUUCCACCUGCAGCAGGCCAAGCUGCGCUCCAAGAUCCGCAUCCGGGACGGGCGGGCCAAGCCCAUCGACCUGCUGGCCAAAUACAUCAGCGCCGAGGACGACGACCUGGCCGUGGAGAUGCACGAGCCGUACACCUUCCUCAAUGGCCUCACCGUAGCCGACAUGGAGGACCUGCUGGAAGACAUCCAGGUGUACAUGGAGCUGGAGCAGGGUAAGAACGCGGACUUCUGGCGGGACAUGACCACCAUCACGGAGGACGAGAUCGCCAAGCUCCGCAAGCUGGAGGCCUCAGGCAAGGGCCCAGGUGAGCGGCGAGAGGGCGUCAAUGCCUCGGUCAGCUCCGACGUGCAGUCGGUCUUCAAGGGCAAGACGUACAGCCAGCUGCAGGUCAUAUUCCAGGGCAUCGAAGGCAAGAUCCGGGCCGGGGGCCCCAACCUGGACAUGGGCUACUGGGAAAGCCUCCUGCAGCAGCUCCGCGCCCACAUGGCGCGCGCCAGGCUCCGAGAGCGGCACCAGGACGUGCUGCGACAGAAGUUGUACAAGCUGAAGCAGGAGCAGGGCGUGGAGAGUGAGCCUCUGUUCCCCAUCCUCAAGCAGGAGCCCCCGUCCCCUGGGCGCAGCCUGGAGCCAGAGGACCCAGCGCCCACCCCGCCCGGGCCCUCCUCAGAGGGCGGCUCCGGGGAGGCUGAGGCCGAAGGGGUGGCGCCCGUGGAGGGCGAGGCGGACGGGGAGGCGGUGCUCAUGGAGGAGGACCUGAUCCAGCAGAGCCUGGACGACUACGACGCGGGCAAGUACAGCCCCCGGCUGCUCACAGCCCACGAGCUGCCGCUGGACGCGCACGUGCUGGAGCCGGACGAGGACUUGCAGCGCCUGCAGCUUUCCCGCCAGCAGCUCCAGGUCACAGGGGACGCCAGCGAGAGCGCGGAGGACAUCUUCUUCCGGCGGGCCAAGGAGGGCAUGGGCCAGGACGAGGCGCAGUUCAGCGUGGAGAUGCCGCUGACGGGCAAGGCCUAUCUGUGGGCCGACAAGUACCGGCCCCGCAAGCCGCGUUUCUUCAACCGCGUGCACACGGGCUUCGAGUGGAACAAGUACAACCAGACGCACUAUGACUUCGACAACCCGCCGCCCAAGAUCGUGCAGGGUUACAAGUUCAACAUCUUCUAUCCCGACCUCAUCGACAAGCGCUCCACGCCCGAGUACUUCCUGGAGGCGUGCGCCGACAACAAGGACUUCGCCACCCUGCGCUUCCACGCCGGGCCGCCCUACGAGGACAUCGCCUUCAAGAUCGUCAACCGCGAGUGGGAGUACUCCCACCGCCACGGCUUCCGCUGCCAGUUCGCCAACGGCAUCUUCCAGCUCUGGUUCCACUUCAAGCGCUACCGCUACCGGCGGUGACAGCCGGGGCCUCCCCUCGCCCGGGCUCACUCUCCCCGGGGGGAAGGGGGGGUUCACCGCAGAACCUGCCCCGGGUCGUUGACGGGACAGGGUGCCGGGCUCUCGAGGGGCAGGGAUCCGAGUCCAGGGCAGCUGCGGGACCCCCACCCCUGGCCCUCUCUCAGGCCGGCCUGGUGCUGCUGUGGGUCGGUCUCUCCCCCCCGCCCCCCGCCCCACCGGUGGACGUGGAAGACCCGUCUGCCAUCGGGGCCAGGAGCCAGGGGCCCCAGAGAUGUUCUGCGGGAGCCAGGAGCCUGGUCUCUCUGUGUGGCAGCGGCACCCCCAUCUAGCCUGGGUGCCCCCCCAUGUUGGGGCAGCUGCAUUCCUGGAGACCACCGCCCCGCCGGCCCGAAGCUGCUCUCGUGUCCCCGCGUGUGGCCCGAGCUUGGCUGCAGGGCUGACAGGUGUGGUCACCACCCACUCACGCUGCCCAGAAACGUUUCUUCCGACGCCUUGUUCCAGAGACGUUUCCAGCCUGACGGGGGAUGAACCCCCGCGCCGGCUCUUCCGACGGCCGCACCCACAAGCCCCGUUCUGUCUGGAAAUGUUUUAGGUGGUUCCUCUAAAAAGACUUUUUUUAGGUGGGGGGGAAAUACCUUAUUUUCAUUUAAUUGGUCUACUCAUGAAGUUGCAUGUUUUUUUAAUAAACACUUUAUUUUAGAAUA